UGGUUUAUCAGGCAUGACCGUGUUAUUGAAGAGUAGGGAUAAUAGAAUCCGUAUCGUAGCAAAACGCACGAGUUAGGGGCGGCGAUGGGAGGUUCAUCGGAGGAUUUCUCGGUGGUGGUGCUGGCGUCGGACCUCGGCGUCGAUGCGCGACCUUUCCUCGAACACGAUCAACAGCAAGAAGAAGAGAAUUGGCACGACUGUUCCCAGUACCUCUCCCCCGACGAGGACUUCUCCGAUCUCGAUCAGUUGCAAUUCCUCCGCCUCCAAGGCUCCGACAAGAACUCCAAUCGCAUUCUCCGCAUCGUCGGCAAGUACUUUCCCGCAACUGUUGUGAGUGCGGAGCGGCUCAAGCGGUAUGUGUUCAACAAAAUUUGCAGUGAGUUGCCUGAGGGGCCCUUCUGUAUUGCUUACAUGCACAGCACUGUUCAGAAGGAGGAUAAUUCCCCUGGCAUCACCAUCUUGAGGUGGAUCUAUGAAGAACUUCCUGCUGAUUUCAAGGACAGGCUUCAGACUGUGUAUUUCGUCCACCCUGGCUUUCGGUCCCGGCUAGUCAUCGCUACUCUUGGCCGCUUUUUCUUGAGUGGAGGAUUAUAUUGGAAGAUCAAGUAUGUAAGCCGGCUUCAGUACCUUUGGGAUGACAUAAAGAAAGGAGAGAUUGAGAUACCGGAUUUUGUGAAAAGUCAUGAUGAUAUUCUGGAGAAUAGACCACUCACUGAUUAUGGCAUUGAACCUGACCCCUUUCACUUGACUGGGAUGCCUUCAACUACCUACUCAUUUGGAAAGUACGAGGAGAGAUGGGCGGGAAGGAAUUAUGUGUCUUAGUAUGUGUAUUGUCUUAUUACAUGAUGAACCCAAACCUUUUGUACAGAAUGACUCUAGUAUUGUAUUUGUAUUUCCUAUACUCUCAUCUUUGAGUUUCUUUGUUUGUUUAGUUAAACUUGACUGUGUACGAAUAGGAGGACUACAUGUUUUCUAUGCCAUAAGAAACUUUUAUGUAAGUUGUAUGCUGUGUACUGCACGAUUAUCACCUUCCUGUGAGCUUUUGAAAUAAGAAACAUGCAGCUUGUUUUUACUGGAAA
This is a messenger RNA of Glycine soja, 1079 nucleotides long. RefSeq names its product ganglioside-induced differentiation-associated protein 2-like. The coding region runs from base 85 to 822 and encodes 245 amino acids. The record is from RefSeq and is a predicted model, not a curated record. NCBI's taxonomy places the organism in Eukaryota, Viridiplantae, Streptophyta, Magnoliopsida, Fabales, Fabaceae. The transcript is spliced from 4 exons.